AUUAACAACACCUGAGUCAGCUGGAGCCCAAACAGUUCAAGUGUAUAAAAGCAGCAGAAGGGGUUCUAUGUAUAAUGAGUGUUGCUGUUCCUGCUUUUUAAAAGUUGCUUGUACAAGGUUGAGGGGCUGGUUUAAAAAUGGCAAAGAAAGUGUUGAUCGUGUACGCUCACCAGAGCUCUGGAUCCUUCAAUGCUGCAGCCAAAAAUGCUGCUGUGGAGGUUCUGACUGCUCAGGGCUGCACAGUGGACGUGUCUGACCUGUAUGCCAUGGGCUUUAAAGCCACUGCUACAGCUGAGGACAUCAAAGGAGAAGUGAAGAAUGCUGAGAACUUCUGUUAUCUGGAGGAGAGCAAACUAGCAUGGGAGCAGGGAAAACUGUCAGCUGACAUCAUGGAGGAGCAAUCUAAGCUGACUGAGGCAGACCUCAUCAUCUUUCAGGUACUGCUGGACAUCAGUGACUUAUUCUUAAGUGCUCCAUGUUGUACUAACAGUAGUCUCCCUCUGCAGUUCCCCAUGUACUGGUUCAGUGUUCCUGCCAUCCUGAAGGGCUGGAUUGACCGGGUGCUCACCAAUGGCUUUGCCUUUUCUCAAGAGAAGCGCUACAGCCAGGGAAUCUUCAAGGACAAGAAGGCCAUGCUGUCCUUCACCACUGGGUCUCUAGAAUCCAUGUUCAGCCCAACUGGUAUUAAUGGAGACAUGAAUGUUACACUGUGGCCACUACAGAACGGCAUCCUGCACUACUGUGGCUUCCAGGUUCUGGCCCCUCAGAUCUUCUGGGCUCCUUCUUCUGCUCUGGCUGAAGAUCGCAAGAGCAUGCUGGAGAGCUGGCGCACACGACUGCAAGGCCUGCUGGAGGAAAAGCCCCUGUCCUUCAUUUCCUUGGACUGCUUUGACGAUAAGGCUUUCCAGUUGAAGCCUGAGGUCCACGAGAAACAUGCCAGCAAGGAGUUUGGGCUGACGGUGGGCAUCCACCUGAACAAGCCGCUGCCCCCUCACAGCCAGAUGAAGGCUGGAUGUUAACAUGCUGCUCUUACCUUGUAUGAUCAAUAAAAUGUUAAGACUUA
Fundulus heteroclitus (mummichog) is the source of this 1063-nucleotide messenger RNA. Its product is annotated as ribosyldihydronicotinamide dehydrogenase [quinone]-like. The record is from RefSeq and is a predicted model, not a curated record. The transcript has 5 exons. NCBI's taxonomy places the organism in Eukaryota, Metazoa, Chordata, Actinopteri, Cyprinodontiformes, Fundulidae. Gene Ontology annotation, cellular component: cytosol. The coding region runs from base 138 to 1019 and encodes 293 amino acids. Gene Ontology annotation, molecular function: NAD(P)H dehydrogenase (quinone) activity.